Molecule: messenger RNA, 4560 nt
Organism: Myxocyprinus asiaticus (Chinese sucker)
Lineage: Eukaryota; Metazoa; Chordata; Actinopteri; Cypriniformes; Catostomidae
Product: riboflavin kinase-like
Exons: 4
Coding region: 369-854 (161 amino acids)
Biological process (GO): riboflavin biosynthetic process; FMN biosynthetic process
Cellular component (GO): mitochondrion
Molecular function (GO): riboflavin kinase activity
Source: RefSeq, a predicted model, not a curated record
GUAGAAGUAGGGUUUCUGUAUGACUUAAAAUAAACAAAAUAAAUGUUGUGUGAACGUCGCAUGCGGCUCUCGCGAGACUUUAGGUAACCGGUAGGUUACCUUCUAGAAACGAGCAAAAACCUGCUGCUGGUUACGAUGACUGAGACACACACGUCGGUCACACAACCUCCCGACUCAUCACACUGGACGUUUCUCCAUUUAUUGUGAACGAUGAGAAGGGCUGGGAUCAAAACUUAAAGGGCUAUAACACUAAAGCUGACAUUUCUUGAUUUACGGGACUAUUAUUAGAUAAGAGAGAAGUCUCUAGAAUCAGUUGUGUCGCUAUCAGCACUGGACUGACUGUGUUUAAAACCCUUCUGCGUACAGACAUGAGGAGUUUGCCGUAUUUCUGCCGGGGAGAGGUUGUCCAUGGAUUUGGACGAGGAAGCAAAGAGCUGGGCAUCCCGACAGCCAACUUCCCGGAGUCAGUGGUGGACAGUCUCCCCGCUGACAUCAAUACCGGCAUCUACUAUGGGUGGGCACGCGUGGACAACGGAGAUAUUCACAAGAUGGUGAUGAGCAUUGGCUGGAACCCUUACUACAAAAACACCAAGAAGUCAAUGGAAACGCAUGUGAUCCACACGUUUAAGGAAGAUUUUUACGGCCAGAUUUUGAGUGUGGCUAUGGUGGGCUAUAUUCGCCCUGAGAGGGGAUUCAAAUCACUUGAUGAGUUGAUAGCAGCGAUUCACAGUGACAUUGAGGAGGCAAAGAGAAAGCUGGACCUGCCAGAGCACUUGAAACUGAAAGAGGAUAACUUUUUCAAGACACCAGUAUCCACAACUACCAGAUCUGAUAAGAUCAUGAAUGGUCAUUGAACUUAACACUGUACUCACCUUCCCCUCUUUCUGAUAACCUCUGGAGAAAAAACAACAACGAGAUAUUUCAAAUGCAGUUUGUUAUUUUUUAAUAUUAAAAAAGAUGUCCCAGUUUGGUGCUUUGGCCAAGUGCAGGCACUAAAUGCAGGAUGCAUGUGCAACACUUGUUAUUUUCAGGGAAUCAAUUUGUUUUAUUUCUGUGUCUUUCUGUCUGUGUAUGAUACACAAAGAGGGAUUCGGGUUACAUAACUAAGAACGUCUGAGAUAUCAUCACUUCAGUUCACGCUAUUUAAACGUCGCAGAGCCUGUCCGAAAGUGAAGGCAAACAGAAAAUUGCUGCCAUCAUGUUACACAUGAACCCUGUCCUAAAAAGAAAGCUUCCCCUUCACAGAACUCAUGUUUACCACAGAUCCCUUGCAGUGAUACUAUGUGAAAGUCAGGGAGUGUUCUUUCUUCUUUUAACAACAAAAUUCCACUGUAGACACAUCAUUCUGUUGUUAGUUACAACCUAACUUCAUUGUUUAGGAAAGACUUGAAAAGGGAUUAAAGGGAUAGUUCACCCAAAAAUGAAAAUUCUCUCAUCAUUUAGUCACCUUCAUGAUAUCGCAGAUGUGUAUGACUUACUUUCUUCUGCUGAACACAAACAAAGAUUUUUAGAAGAAUAUCUCAGCUCUGUAGGUCCAUACAAUGUAAGUAAAUGGUGGCCAGAACUUUGGAGCUCCAAAAAGCACAAAGGCAGCAUCAGUAUGACUCCAGUGGUUAAAUUAAUGUCUUUUUUUUUGGGGGGGGGGGGUAUUUUUCCCCUUUUUCACCCAAUUUGGAAUGCCCAAUUCCCAAUGCGCUUUUAAGUCCUCAUGGUCACGUAGUGAUUCGCCUCAGUCUGGGUGGCAGAGGACGAAUCCCAGCUGCCUCUGCGUCUGAGACCGCCAACCCAUGCAUCUUAUCACGUGGCUUGUUGAGCGCACGGAGACAUAGUGCGUGUGGAGGCUUCACGGCAUCCACCGUGGCAUCCACGCUCAACUCACCACACGUCCCACUGAGAACGAACCACAUUAUAGCGACCAUGAGGAGGUUACCCCAUGUGACUCUACCCUCCCUAGCAACCGGGCCAGUUUGGUUGCUUAGGAGCCCUGGCUGGAGUCACCCAGCAUGCCCUGGGAUUCGAACUAGCGAACUCCAGGGUGGUAGCCAGUGUCUUUUACCACUGAGCUACCCAGGCCCCCAAAUUCAUGUCUUCUGAAGCAAUAUGCUAGGUUUGGGAGGGAAGUGGAUCGAUAUUCAAGUAAUUUUUACUAUAAAUUCUCCUCCCUGCCCAGUAGGUGGCGAUAUGCAAGAAGAAUGUGAAUUACCAAAAACAAAUGAACACUUGCAUUGUAUGGACCUACAGAGCUGAAAUAUUCCUCUAAAAAUCUUCAUUUGUGUUCUGCAGAAGAAAUAAAGUCAUUCACAUCUGGGAUGGCAUGAGUGUGAGUAAAUGAUGAGAGAAUUUUCAGUUUUGUGUGAACUAUCCCUUUAAGCUACUCACUUCAGUAAUCAUUGAAAUUGGAAUUUCUCCUCUAUGAGACAAAAUGAGUCGUUUUUAUGGUUCUCAGAGAACCGUGCCCUGAGGUGGAAGUCCAAGGCUGAGAUAAAGAGAGCUAAAGCCCAGUUUGUCAUACUGCAACGCACAACUGGUCAGAUGGAGGUUAAACAGUGACUGAAGGCAACUCUGGCUGUACAUAAUUCUUUGAAUGAACGAUAAUGGUCUUUUAAGUAUUUAAGUGUGUACAGAGCCCUGUGUAGCAGAUAAGUUGCUAUUAUGUACUUUGUAGUGCUAAACCUUCAGCUAAAAUAACUGCUGCCUUUUUACUUUACGUUUACUUUGGUUAAACAUUUAAUCGUUUUUAUUUUUUUAGAGAGACACAACAGACUAUAAGAUUCAGUUCAUGUAGAUUCAUAACUGUGUUGCAUUUCCAUCAUUUGAAACAAGUAAUAUGCUGCUAGUUUGGCAUCAGACUGCAAGAAUUCUUUGCGAGAUGAGCUCAGGAAGGUGACAUUAUUUAAGACCUGUACAAUUUGCCGUGUUUAAUGUUGUAAUCCUUGCAUUCAGAGGGUGUUUAGACUUAUUAAACUGCAUCCUUAAUGUUUCGGUACAGUGUGAAUAGUUUGCUUCGUAGGUCAUGGCAGUGCCUUAAACGUGUAAAAGAAUCAAAAUACUAACAUACAGUGCACAAUCAAGCAUUCCUUCAAGGUUAUUAAGUGACACCAACCAGUAAGCAUUAAGCAACAAAAAUGCCUUAUAUGCUGUUUUAAUGUUGUGUUUUUGUGAAAUCAUUCUGUAAUCUGUUAUCAUUAUAGGGCAACUCUUUAAUUUUGAUGCCACAUACAUUUAUAAUCUCUUGAUUAAUGGAAAUAAAGGAGCUAAAUGUAUUAUAAAUCAUCUUGUCACUCAUUGCUUGACAGCUUUGAUGUUACAAACAAGAAGCCUUUGCCUCCAAUGAACAUUUGUUCAAUGGAAAUAUACCUAUAUUCAACUGGUUUGCUUAGUAUCUGUCUUCAGGUACUGUGUCAAGGUUGCAGUUAAGCUUAACCCCAAAAACAGGUCUAGCAUGAGUUCUUAUUCCCUCAUUAGACCCCAAAAUAGCCCAAAGCCUUGUGAGACUGAAGACUAGCUACUCAGAAUAUCAAUGCCAACCUCAAUGGUUUGAGCAUUCUGAAUGAGCUAAGAAUUUUGAUCGUUUCAUUAAAUUUAUGUAAUGGUUGCCCAUUUUAAAUCUCUGUAUGGAUAAAGGAUAACUAUUUCUAUAAGGAUCUAUUAUGAUUAUUAAGAACAUUUGUAGACAGACUGAGCAUAUGUGAACCCUUGAAGGACCCUAAUACUUUUUUUUUCUGAUUAGCUUUGUGUUUUAUGUUCAUGAAGUGAUGUCUGAAAUAUAGAUGUGACUCCCAUGUCUUGUAUUAUAGUUGAGCCAUUGUAGAGAUAAAGUCCUGAAAACAGCUCUAGAUGGCAUUGACAUCAAGCCUAAGCGCAGACUAGAGAGACAAAUUCCGAUUUAAUUUUGUUCUUGAGUUUUUAAUAAGAUUUCCGCAUAAAAUCCAAAAGCAUGGCUUGAUGUGAUCUAUAGGAAUGGUUUGUGGUGAAUCCUUUAAUCUUGUGAAGUCUUCUGAUAUUAAGACUUUGAAGUACCAAUAUUUAAUUGGUUUUGUGCUAAUAUAUAAUUCAUAAAAAUGUCAAAAACCUUCUUAAAGUGUGAAUUAGAGCAGAAAAACAUUUCUGCCAUUGUGUAAUUUUGUGUUUGUUACUCUGGCUUGCAAAACCACUGUGAAAAUCAGUCCCAGGUUUCCAUGUGUGUGUAUGUUAAUUUAAUCAAGUCAUUAAACUUAACUGAGAUAAAUCCCUGUACACUUCUCUCUAUACAGCAUUACAAUGCAUACUGUCAUCAGUACAAUGUAUACUGUAAAUCAUUCACAGGAUUUUACAGCAACAAUCAUGAUGUAAUAACAUGAAUAUUGAUGACACGAAAACACAGCAACUCUUUAGCUCAUCUAAAAGUGCUGUGCUUGCAAAAAGUAACAAUAAAUGAACAAAACAACACAAUAAGUGGAUGAAAAUGUAGAAAUACAAACUUGGUACCAUUUUUUUUUUUGUACUUCUACUCUUCAGUUCUGUCCAAAGCCUUUCUAAAAGUCAACACAAAAUCAAUAAACUGUUUACCUUCCUAAUGUA